Molecule: messenger RNA, 1682 nt
Organism: Arabidopsis arenosa
Lineage: Eukaryota; Viridiplantae; Streptophyta; Magnoliopsida; Brassicales; Brassicaceae
Source: the annotation of a GenBank genome assembly
GGGUAAACGAAAACUCGAGAGAAGAAAAUGGACGACGAGAGGAUUCGUGAGAGAGAGAGACUUCAGAUCGAGCAGAUUCGUGAGCUUGAUUUCGAGGAAUUACAAGUCGAAGAAGUCGACGACUUUCACAAUUCCGAUUCCGAUGAUAAUGAUCAUCUCUCUUCAUUUCCCUUCUCUUCCCACGCUCAAGCUUCUGGUAACCUUGGUGAUGAUGAACUUAUUUUCAACCCAGCUUUGGCUUCUUUACAUACGUAUCUUGGCGAGGUUGAGGACACUCAAAACAGAAUUGCUUUUGUGGAUGGAGGCACAGUUUUGAAGAUCCCGCUUUUCUAUCUUGAAGGAGUGGUUCUAUUUCCUGAGGCAACACUACCCCUUAGAAUCGUUCAGCCUAGUUUCUUGGCUGCUGUUGAAAGAGCUUUGAACCAAGCUAACGCUCCAUCUACGAUAGGUGUGAUUCGUGUUUACAGAGAAGGGGCUCAGUUUAAGUAUGCCAGUGUGGGGACAACCGCAGAGAUACGACAAUACCGUCGACUUGGUGAUGGUUCAUUCAAUGUUAUUACUCGUGGACAACAACGGUUCCGUUUAAAGCGACGCUGGACUGACGUUGAAGGAUUUCCUUGCGGAGAGGCUCAAAUUGUUGAUGAAGAUGUGCCCUUGAGGACUCCCAGGGACGCGUUUGGGAAACUGGUACCGAUAAGCAAGUUGCAAGGUCGCUACUCCUUGAGUACAGUGUCUUUAUCUACACCUCUUAGAGAUAUGGAAGCAAAUUCUGAAGAAAGUUUUGAAAGUGCUCUUUCUCCGUCAGAAAAAAGACUUCAUUAUUCAGUAGUUGACUCAAUAUUUUGUAACUCAACAAGUAGUGAUGAUGAUCAAGUAGUCGGCACCUCUACAGUCCAAUCUAGUGGGUCUAAUCCAUACAGCUCGAGGUCCAUUGGAUGUUUAGCUUCUAGCCAUGACGACGAAAAUGAAGACGAGCAAUCGGCAAUUGGCAAGACUCCUGUCUCACAAGAGACAUAUCAGAAGCAAAAUAGGCUGGCAAGUUUCCGGGAAAGUACUGAUCUAAGCCGAUUCCGUAUGACCCCAAGAGCAUUUUGGCCAUUCUGGGCGUAUAGGAUGUACGACUCAUAUUAUCUUGCUCAAAGAGCAGCUGAUCUGUGGAAGCAAAUAGUUGGGGUUCCAAAUAUGGAAGCUUUUGUGAAUAAACCAGAUAUUCUAUCCUUUUCCAUUGCUAGUAAAAUUCCCGUGUCUGAGUCAAUUAGACAAGAGCUCUUGGAGCUGGAUGGAGUCUCCUAUAGAUUGCAGCGAGAAAUUGAAUUGCUUGAAAGUUUUGAUCGUGUUCGAUGUAUACACUGUCAGACUGUCAUAGCAAGAAGAAAAGACAUGUUGGUUAUGUCUAAUGAAGGUCCUCUUGGUGCCUACGUAAACCCACAUGGCUAUGUGCACGAGAUAAUGACCUUUUACAAAGCAAAUGACAUAGCGCUUAGAGGUAGACCUGUUAAAAAGGACAGCUGGUUUCCUGGGUAUGCAUGGACAAUUGCAAACUGUGCGACGUGUGAAACCCAACUUGGUUGGCUUUUCACAGCGACAAAUAAGAAGUUGAAGCCAUCAUCUUUCUGGGCAGUUCGGGGCUCACAGGUCGCAGAUGACAUGCGCUGAAACAGCAUUAAAAUCAUGUCUCACUU